AGCACAAUUCGCCACCAGUCGCUUUUCCUACACAGAACUGUGACGCUGUACAAAACAUUUCUCAAAUGUGAUUUCAAAAUGACUCCCCUCUUUCUUUUUUCUAGCACUUUUAUUCUUCUCUGGUCAACAUGUGGAGCCGUUAUAGACAUCACGGUCAUCAACAAGUUCCCGUUCGUUCUCGCGUCACCCUCGCGAGACUACACGUACGUGAAGUGCGUCACUCCCUACACCGCAACGUUCGGCGCCCUACACACCCCCAACAUACCCCGGAUGUCGUUCAGUAGGACGUUUAGAGACGAGGAAGCUGAUUGGCCAGGACAGGACCUCAUGUUCUUCUCCUUCGCGGGAGAUGAGAGAAUCGGCGGCUUCCAAUGUUCUGCCGGGGGAGAAGAAGUGGCGGCUGUGAAGAUGUAUGAAUCAGCCUCCUUUAUACCACCAACUUUUUCAUUGACCUUGAACCGCGGCGAUACCGCAACAAUCCGCAUGGCGGCGCAGCAGACACAGUUCAAGUCAGUCCGAUGGAAACGAAAUGGAGUGGCAAUAACGAAUAGUGGCAGCACUUACGUCAUCAGGGGGGCCGAUCCCACUAGACAUGAGGGGGUGUACAGGUGCUAUUACGACGGAGAACCGGAAGAUGGCGCUAUGAUCAGAGUCAUUGUCAGAGGAUGUCAGGAGAACAGGUGGGGUCCCGGAUGUACCCGCGACUGUCCCAACUGCCUUCACGGUGGAAUGUGCCACUCGGACACGGGGGAGUGCAUCUGUCCGCCAGGAUUUAGGGGAGACCGCUGCGAAAUACCCUGUGGAAGUAACCGGUUUGGACUGACCUGCUCCCACAAAUGUGACAACAGCGGCAACGGCGAUGACGCAUGCGCAGACCUGCAGUUCUGCCUCCCCGACCCUUACGGCUGUUCCUGUAACACCGGCUUCCGGGGACUGAGAUGUGACACAGCCUGCAGCGCGGGAACGUUCGGUGCCGGAUGUACGUCUACCUGCCACUGUCGUGAUGACGUCACCUGCGACCGCUUCACCGGGGAAUGUCCCGGCAACACUUGCGCGUGCGGCUGGGAGGGGCGGACCUGCCAAGACGAAAAACGAGACUACUGUGACAGCGCCCCUUGCGAGAAUGGUGGGACCUGCAGCUACUCGGCUGAAGAGGACACCUGUUUUGUCUGCGCAUGCCCGGCUGGUUUCACAGGGCAGGUUUGUGAGACGGAUAUUGACGAAUGCGAGUCGACCCCGUGUCAGAAUGGCGGCAUCUGUACAGACAGAGUCAACUCCUACGUGUGUGACUGUCCUGACGGGUACACAGGAGACAACUGUGAAGAAGAUAUUGAUGAGUGCCAGUCCAGUCCGUGCCAAAAUGGGGGCACAUGUUUUGAUGACGUCAACUCAUUUACCUGUGCAUGCCGGGAAGGAUACAGCGGGGAUACAUGCGAAGAUGAGGGGAAUGAGUGUGAGUCAAGUCCAUGUCAAAAUGGCGGCACGUGUCACGACCAGGUGAACAGCUACACUUGCAGCUGCGCACCUGGAUACCUGGGAGACAACUGUGAAACAGACGUUGAUGAGUGCUGGUCUAAUCCGUGUCAAAAUGGGGGCACAUGUAAUGAUGACGUCAACUCAUUCAGCUGUACAUGUCCUAAAGGAUUUAUUGGAAAUAUGUGUGAAGAAGAAAUGAACGAAUGCGAUUCGAACCCUUGUCAAAAUGGCGGCUCCUGCGCGGACCUGUUGAAUGGUUACAACUGCGCAUGCCCAGUAGGUUACCGCGGGGUCAAUUGUGAAGAGACUGACCAGUGUUCACCUAAUCCUUGUUUGAACGGCGGAAACUGUUCAGAGCUAAACGACACGUACAUCUGCGCAUGUCCAGAAAAUUUCAGCGGCGUGCAUUGUGAAAUUGAUGAUGCUGACCCUACUACUGCGCCACCGGUGAACAGGACCGACCCCUGUGCGCUCCAGCCAUGUCAGAACGGGGGAACCUGUGAGCUCGGUCUGGUGUCCUACACCUGCCGGUGCACCAGUGGGUUUGUCGGAGACAACUGUGAACUACAGAUUCCAACCUUCCCUUCAUAUGCGUCCAACACGGAAGAAACCAUGAGAGAGUUUUGUUCCAUCAACCCUUGUGAGAACGGCGGGACUUGUGUGAGUAACACGGAGACCUAUGUCUGCUUCUGUCCCGACAACCACUACGGCAGACAUUGCGAAAAAACUAUCAUCAAUGGAGGAGCCGGCAAUAAGGAGAGUCCUGGUACGUCCUCCGCUAUCUACCUAGCCGGUGCAGCGGUGGGAGGUUUUGCCGCCAUGUCGGUCCUGUUCGCCGCCGUGUACAAGUACGUCCAAUACGCUCAGCUGAAGAAAGUAACGCCCGUUCAAGUCAUGGACAUGAAAGAAAAACCGGGCCAAGGAUUCAAGAGGGUCGACCGGCUGCCAGAACUUGAGAAAGGCUUGGACGAAGCUAAGGGGCCGGGAAACGAGGGGAAACAGAAGAAGAAAGGGAAGAAGAAGAGGAGGAAGAAGUUGAGGGCACCCAAGGAGCUGAAUCCACUUCGGGGACCGAGACCACCGCCCAAUAUGGACGGCACUCAGCUGACUGAUCUCACUUAUCCGAAUGACGCACCCGCGACGAGGAUUAUCCGUCCUCCAAAGUACCUGGAGCCCAUACAACAUCCGUUUGCCAUCAACUAACCGCCAUGGCAUUAGGCAGAAUUGGUCUACAACUACCAGUAUCUCGGUGUACUCUACCACUGCAUAUACAUAUCUGCGAGAAUUGUAGUUCGGUUUUGGUUUAGUUAAUCAACUUUGGUGGUCGUAACCACUGGCAGUAGUAUUAUAUUACAACUUAGGGCCGAACAUCUGUAUCAGAUAUAAUAUCCACUAAAAUAAAAUCUGUACCUAAUUCAGCGUUUCGUAUUAUGAUCGUUUCCAUUAGAAUUACAACUUAUAAUGCUGUUAAGCUUUAAAUUAAGCUUAUUCGCAAAAAAGGCAAUGUCCAAGCAGUGCAAAAUGGCAGUAUUCCUUACAUCUAUAGAAUUGUGUGCGGAAACUGAGUAGAGAAAAUGAUGACAAAAUUUUGUUGAUAUAUUAAAAUAUUAGAUCAAUCUCUCGCCUAGCUUCAAAGUAUCUAAUUACUGUUGUUAGAUGAAUAAUUGGAAAACAAAUAGCGAAGCCGAAGGAUCGUCGCCAUAUGUAUAAACAAGGCUUUUGUUGAAUAUUCUUGCCUUUAACUUUCUUAAAAUUUGUCACAUGGUUUCUUUAUAAUGUGCUUGGGAUGUGUUUUUUUGUUAAAGUGGCGAUGCUUUAAACAAAGCUGUCAAUAGAGAAUAUAAAAUGCAUGUUUUAAUCAGUAACAUGGUGCAUUUUAAGGGUGUGACUAUAGAAGUAAAACAAGAAGAAAAAAUUAUUCUAAUCGUC
Messenger RNA from Branchiostoma belcheri (Belcher's lancelet), 3405 nucleotides. Its product is annotated as fibropellin-1-like. NCBI's taxonomy places the organism in Eukaryota, Metazoa, Chordata, Leptocardii, Amphioxiformes, Branchiostomatidae. Bases 79 to 2679 code for a protein of 866 amino acids. The record is from RefSeq and is a predicted model, not a curated record. Gene Ontology annotation, molecular function: calcium ion binding. The transcript has 17 exons. Gene Ontology annotation, biological process: axon guidance.